AUGUCAUCUUCGUCGUUUUCACAGAUCAGGUCCCAAGCUUUAAACCUGGAAACACAAACAGAAGCACUACUAUCUAAAUAUUCACAAAUAUCAUCACAAUUAUCACAAUCAUUAGAACCUUCACCAGAAGAAAAUACAAUAAAACAACAAAUAAAAGAUAUACUAAUAAAAAGAGAAACACUUUUACAAAAAUUAAAUAGAAUAAGUGAAUCAUCAACUCAAGAAUUAUCUACAUCAAAAAUUCAACAAAUUCAACGUCAUUUACAAAAUUUAAAAGAUAAUGAAAAAACUUUUAAUAAAAUUGAUCAAAUAAUAAAAGAAGAAAGAGAUAGAAAUAAUUUGUUAUUUUCAGUUCAAUCAGAUAUCUCAAAUCACAAGAGAAGAAAUAACCCUACCGAAAAUGAAGAAAUAAAUCAAGAUUCAUAUAUAUUAGAAGAAAGUCAAAGAUCAGACAAUUUAAAUUCAAUAGCAAAUAGAUUAUUACAAGGUGCUUAUCAAACAAGAGAUGAAUUAAUUAAUCAAAGAAAUCUUUUAUCAAAUUCAAAUUUAAAUAUAAUGAAUAAUUUACAAUCAAUACCUGGUUUAAAUGUUUUAAUAUCAAAAAUUAAUUCAAGGAAAAAAAGAGAUACUUUAAUUUUGGCUGUUGUUAUUGCUGUUUGUAUAUUGUUGUUGUUUUUUGUAUAA
Molecule: messenger RNA, 684 nt
Organism: Lodderomyces pseudojiufengensis
Lineage: Eukaryota; Fungi; Ascomycota; Pichiomycetes; Serinales; Debaryomycetaceae
Exons: 1
Coding region: 1-684 (227 amino acids)
Biological process (GO): vesicle fusion; endoplasmic reticulum to Golgi vesicle-mediated transport
Cellular component (GO): cis-Golgi network; Golgi medial cisterna; Golgi membrane
Molecular function (GO): SNAP receptor activity
Source: RefSeq, a predicted model, not a curated record